Molecule: messenger RNA, 1348 nt
Organism: Cicer arietinum (chickpea)
Lineage: Eukaryota; Viridiplantae; Streptophyta; Magnoliopsida; Fabales; Fabaceae
Product: CASP-like protein 5C1
Cellular component (GO): membrane
Source: RefSeq, a predicted model, not a curated record
UCAUCUUUCGAAUAUAACUAAUUUCCAAAUAUCAUAAACUCUUUCUACUAUAUGCAUCUUAAUGUUGAAUUACCCAAAAAUGUUGCUACUAUAACAACAGGGAAAAAAAAAGGUUAGGAGCUCAUAUUUAGCGGCGCUAAGGACAUGCCACCGAAAAACAAAGCAACCCAUGUGUUAUUAUUAUCGUAAUUAAAGAAACAACAUUAUUACUCAAUCAAAAAAUAGCAAAAACCUUUGCACAAACUCCAAGCUUCCACCUAACAAAAAAAACUUGCCACAGUUUUUCAUUCAUGAAGUUUCUUUAUGGAAAAGAGGUGAUAAAGUUCAACCGAUGUCCUUACAUAUAGAAUUAUUAUUACUUUUCUCUCUUCCUUGUCUUGUUGCAUAAUUGGCACAAGGGGAAGUGAACUAUGUUUGAAUCUUAGGUGUUGUGGUUGUGAGAUCUUAUAUAUAGAUCAUGUUUUUGUGCUGCAAAAAGAAGCUUCAGCUGAAAGAAAUAAGCUUAGAUGACAAUACUAGGUGGUGGUGGAGUAUGUUUUAGUUUUGAAGGACAACAGAAAUAUAUGGUAGUAGCAUAUCACAAAGGGAAGAGGAAGGAAUAAAAAUAGAAUUAGUUUUAGCACCCUAUAGAAUAAGUUAGAUGAAUGAAUUACCUGGCUCUGUGGGCACAAGUGUCAGCUUCAGUCUGAGAUUAGGCCAGACCUUCUUUUCAUCUGCUUCUCUAUUGUUUAUGUCUUUGGGGGUUGAAUUCUACAGCUACACAGCUUUCUGCUAUUUGGUGACAAUCAUGGGUUUGGUUAUACCUUGGAGUUUCACAUUAGCAUUGGUAGAUGGAUACUCUGUAUUGGUCAAAUGCCCCAUUCGUCAACCAGGAAUACUGUUGAUUAUUGUUGUGGGAGAUUGGGUGUUAUCAACCCUCACACUAGCAGCAGCUUCAUCAACAGCUAGUGUUGUCGAUCUAUUGCUUAAUUCCCAUGGAUCUUUUUGCCCUAUAAAGCUUUGCUGCAGGUACAGGAUAUCUGCAGUUAUGGCCUUCGUGUCAUGGAUUCUAUCCUUGGCAUCCUCUCUUUUUAACCUUUAUCUGUUACCCUCUUUGUGAUUCUCAUUUAAUUCACCUGUAGAAAUAUUAUUAGAUCCAUCAUUAUUUAUUUUGUAAUUUUUUUUUUCUUUCAAUUAUAGCAUGAUAAUUCCUAGUUAGUUAGUGAUGUAUAAUUAUGACAACUCAUGUAUUUGGUAUAGUUUUAAGUAUAGAAAAAGCUCUUGGUACACAAGAGUACUGUGAUGUAAACUUGAAACCGCAUUUUCAUGGGAAACUGAACGAAAUGUACAUUGAGACCCUGAAAUGACA